Messenger RNA from Sparassis crispa, 2277 nucleotides. RefSeq lists its product as hypothetical. Gene Ontology annotation, cellular component: plasma membrane. The coding region runs from base 1 to 2277 and encodes 758 amino acids. Lineage: Eukaryota; Fungi; Basidiomycota; Agaricomycetes; Polyporales; Sparassidaceae. Gene Ontology annotation, biological process: transmembrane transport. The record is from RefSeq and is a predicted model, not a curated record. The transcript has 7 exons. Gene Ontology annotation, molecular function: transmembrane transporter activity.
AUGGCUGCCUCGUUCGCUGCGUACGCGUCUCAGUAUUUGAAUAGACAACAGACCUCUGCAUCUAGCAAUAUUGACGAAGCAGACCUCGAUGACCUAGACGAUCCCCAUCUGCAUGCAGCCGGCAUGAGCAGAACUACCACGAGGAGAGACGAUUCGGAGCAUGGAGCAGACGACAACUCGGACGAUCCGUAUCUGCGUUUGGACGAGGAGGACCCAGGGGUGCCCCGACAUCAGGCCCACUCUAUACCGUUGCUACAAGCUUCAGAGGGAGACAGUGCUAAGGGAUGGUUGGCGCAUGCUUCCCCUCUCCGGUCGCCUUCACCAUCACCCUCUUCCUCGCUUGAUUCGAGGAGUCCACCACCAGAUAUUCUCAGUCCGACCUUUCGUCCACCCAUUCACGCUGAUCCGCAGCCACAACCUCCACCACCACCUCGUACAGCUGUCUCGCUCUCCUUGACCGAGUCAUUGCUGCCUCGAGACGGCCACACACGACCCCUGGACGUGUUCUCCUUGCCCGAUCCCCGCUAUGUUUCCCGGCGGCGGCGGAAAUACAACGAUUAUAUCUGGACAGCUGUUUGGUGUGCCGGACUAAGCACAUGUCUCUUCUUCUCCAUCCUUAUCCUUUUUGUCACUCGCAAGCCGACCACACCUCCACGCGCCAGUCUUCCGUACAUGACCCUCCUCCAUACCGUUCCAUUACUCACGAUUCUCAUCUUCCUGAGCGCCAUCGUCGCAUAUCUGCAUGUGUUCCUUCUCCGCAUAUUUGUUAAGCCUAUGAUGAUUGCGACUUCAGUCUUCAUACCAGCGACACUACUCAUCUCCGCAGUCUGGGCAUUUGUAGGCAGUUUCAUGUGGGAUGGAACACAAGAGCCAACGUGGGGAGAAACAGUAGGUCUUCGCCUAUUCUCCUUGGUUCCAUUGGUGUUAUCCCUAUUGACUGCACGGAAACUGCUUGACCUCCCUCGGGACAUCCAUACUGCUUCAUCCCUGCUCACGCUGACGACGCGUUUGCUGAUGGCAAAUCCCUUUCUUCUUGCGCUCUCCCCGACUGUUUUACUCGCAAUACUCCUGGCAUCUGUUCCCUUCAUGACUUUGGCCUUCCGUCUUCUCUUGAUCGGGUAUUUCUCUCAUCCCUCUGGCAACAUGUCUGGCUGGGAAUGGCAUGUCAGGGGCUGGGCGAAUUGGGCCAUCGCGGGCACAGUUGGUAUUUGGCUCUGGAGUUGGGGUGUCGCUCGGGGUGUGCUGCGGGUGACCUGUGCGGGGGUCAUAGGUGCAUGGUUUUUCGCCGACCCCGAUGCGACUCCUCCCGCGCCCACGAACACUCACACUAUCCAUGCUGCACUCACACGAGCAAUGCAGCCAUCGCUUGGGUCCAUUGUCCUGUCUGCCUUGAUCAUCGCGUCUGUACGGUGUCUCGGGCUGCUCGCGGCUGGUCUGCGCAUCCUACCGGCCUAUCUUCCGCCUUACCUACGCGUAGCAAGUGUCGGUGCCAGCAUGGCUGCAGGCUAUUUGGAGGGCGCGACGAGCACACUCAGCACGCACGCACUGGUAUAUAUUGGCCUUACAGGCGAUCCGUUCUUCCCUAGCGCGCGGAGAGCGCGUGCGCUCACCGCUGCAGUGGAGAGCUCCUCGGUUGUGAAUUACCGAAGAAGGUUCAAGACUGAGCCUUCUCUGACAAUUUUGACUGUCGCGCCCUUGACGCUUAUGUUUCCCUUCGCACUGGGAACGUACUUGUUCGUUGCACACACGUUGAACGCGCCCGACCAGGCUCUGUCAGCGGCCAUGCUUGCGGGCAGUGUCACUUCGCUGGUCGGACUGUUCUGUAUAGGGCUGGUGAAGGAUACUGCAGACACGCUGUAUAUCUGCUACUGCAUAGACAGGGAUGUUGGUGACCGACACAGGGAGGAAGUCGUCGAGGCUUUCGAGUACGAAAGCAGAAGACGGCCAGCGCAGACACACCACCAUGACCCUGCAGCACCAAUGCACGAACAGCGUGGUCGCUCGCGCGAAGUCCAUCGACCCUCACCUGCGCCCCCGCGUGCCGAGACACCCGAUCCCUUCCAGCACUCCCCGUCCGUCAUAGACUCACCUCCAAUACCGGAUCCCAUACCGCUCGUGUCGUCCACUCACGACUCCAAGGCGCGAUUGCCCCUGAGUCGCCGCGAGAGCCUUUUGCAGGACCCGCUGAUCCGCUUGACUCCACUUGAGGCCCAUACAGAGAGCGAUGAAGAGGAAGGCGAGGAGUCGCAGCUCUUCCCUGGGUCGGAUCUGUUCUAG